This is a messenger RNA of Tachyglossus aculeatus (Australian echidna), 1481 nucleotides long. It is a transcript of the gene MAZ, whose product is annotated as MYC associated zinc finger protein. The record is from RefSeq and is a predicted model, not a curated record. Gene Ontology annotation, cellular component: nucleus. Gene Ontology annotation, molecular function: DNA-binding transcription activator activity, RNA polymerase II-specific; RNA polymerase II cis-regulatory region sequence-specific DNA binding. NCBI's taxonomy places the organism in Eukaryota, Metazoa, Chordata, Mammalia, Monotremata, Tachyglossidae. Gene Ontology annotation, biological process: regulation of transcription by RNA polymerase II.
CCAUGGAUCCCGGCAACUGGAGCAGCUUCAUCUUCCAGGGACACGCCCAGAACCCCCUGCAGGUUGGGGCCGAGCUCCAGUCGCGGUUCUUCGCCUCCCAAGGCUGCAACCAGAGUCCGUUCCAGGCCACGCCGGCCCCCCCUCCGGCCCCCCAGCCGCCGUCGGCCGAGGCCCUCCAGGUCGACCUGCUCCCCGUGCUCGCGGCGGCCCAGGAGUCGGCCGCCGCCGCCGCCGCUGCCGCCGCCGCCGCCGCCACCGCGGCCCCCCCCUCGGCCUCCGCAGCCUCCACGGUAGACACAGCGGCCUUGAAGCAGCCCCCCGCGCCCCCUCCUCCGCCGCCCACAGCUUCGGCCCCGGCUUCCGAGGCGGCCCCUCCGGCCUCCGCGGCCACGGUCUCCGCCGCCACCGCGGCCUCCGCCCCGCCCUCCGCCGCUGCCGUCGCCCCCGUGGCCUCCACCUUAGAAAAGAAGUCGAAGAGCAAGGGGCCGUACAUCUGCGCCCUGUGCGCCAAGGAGUUCAAGAACGGCUAUAACCUGCGGCGGCACGAGGCCAUCCACACGGGGGCCAAGGCGGGGCGGGCCACCCCGGGCACCAUGAAAAUGCCCACCAUGGUGCCCCUGAGCCUACUGAGUGUGUCGGCGGCGCUAGGCGGGGCGGGCGGGGGCGGAGGGGAUGGGGGAGCAGGAGGCGGCGGGGCGGGGGUGGGCGGCGGCGGCGGCGGCGUGGUGACCACCACGGCCUCGGGGAAGCGGAUCCGGAAGAACCACGCGUGCGAGAUGUGCGGCAAGGCCUUCCGCGACGUCUACCACCUGAACCGGCACAAGCUGUCGCACUCGGACGAGAAGCCGUACCAGUGCCCUGUCUGCCAGCAGCGCUUCAAGCGCAAGGACCGCAUGAGCUACCACGUGCGCUCGCAUGACGGGGCCGUUCACAAGCCUUACAACUGCUCCCAUUGUGGCAAGAGCUUCUCUCGGCCGGACCACCUCAACAGCCACGUCAGACAGGUGCACUCCACAGAGCGGCCUUUCAAGUGUGAGACGUGCGAGGCGGCGUUUGCUACAAAGGACCGGCUGCGGGCGCACACGGUGCGGCAUGAGGAAAAAGUGCCCUGCCACGUGUGCGGCAAGAUGCUGAGCGCGGCCUACAUCUCCGACCACAUGAAGGUGCAUAGCCAAGGACCCCACCACGUCUGCGAGCUCUGCAACAAAGGCUUCACCACGGCGGCGUACCUGCGCGUCCACGCGGUGAAGGACCACGGGUGCCCGGCCCCCCGGCCCGACCGGCUUCUCUGCAAGCUCUGCAGUGUGCACUGCAAGACCCCUACCCAGCUGGCUGGCCACAUGCAGACCCACCUCGGGGGGACCGCAGCCCCUGCCCCCGGAGACGCCCCCCAGCCACAGCCGCCUCCGCCACAGCCCACCUGCUGAGGGGACCCCCCCCGCACCCACCAGGCAAGGCACGGUGCACGGCUGGUGGGGCAU